Vanrija pseudolonga is the source of this 1862-nucleotide messenger RNA. RefSeq names its product putative metabolite transport protein. Gene Ontology annotation, biological process: monosaccharide transmembrane transport. The record is from RefSeq and is a predicted model, not a curated record. The transcript is spliced from 7 exons. Gene Ontology annotation, cellular component: membrane. Bases 110 to 1522 code for a protein of 470 amino acids. Gene Ontology annotation, molecular function: hexose transmembrane transporter activity. NCBI's taxonomy places the organism in Eukaryota, Fungi, Basidiomycota, Tremellomycetes, Trichosporonales, Trichosporonaceae.
CUUACCUUCCUUUACUCUUCUCCUUGUUGAGCCAUUGUCCCAUUGCCUUUGCCCGUGCUUGCCCCAUCCAGCUGCUAUACCACCUCCUCCCUAGUACCGACGGGCUACCAUGCCGUCCUCCAAGGUCUACAGAGCCAUCGCCUGGGCCUGUCUCGCAUCGUGGUUCUAUGGCUACCACAUCACCGAGCUCAACUUCCCCGCGCAAAGCCUGACAUGCUACGCGCGCCCGAACGAGGUCACGCCCCUCUUGCCGAACUGCAUCGGCCUCGAUCAGACGCGCUACGGCAUAGUGACGGCCAUGCUCACUGCCGGAGGGCUGGUCGGCUCGGCGCUGAGCGACCGCGUUGUGAGCUCUGAGGGCAUCGCCGGCGGCAUCGUCUGGACCGGCUGGCUCAACCUCUUCGGCGCGCUCCUCAUGGCCGGCGCACCCAACUGGCUCGUCAUGCUGCUUGGCCGCUUCGUCGCCGGCCUGGCAUGCGGCCUCGCAGUGUGCCUCGUGCCCCCCUUCCUCGCGACGAUUGCGCGCUCGACGCCCGAGCUCGCUGGGCGCACCGGCCAGAUCGGCACGCUGCACCAGCUCGCCAUCGUGCUGGGCAUCUGUUCGUCUCAGAUUAUCGGGUUGCUUCUGACCGGCCCGAAAGGUGACAAGCCCGGAGCAUGGCGCUACGUCUGCCUCGUGCCCGGCGCCGCUUCCCUCAUCCAGAUCGGCAUGGCGGCCCAGAGCCCUCACGGCGACGCCAAGGUCGCACCGCCGCGCCGCGACGAGGAGGAGCGUGCGGGUACUCCCACGCCUGGUGGCUACGGCGCGAGUGACGAGGCCGCUGCCCCGCUUCUCGGCGACGCCGCACCCACCGCCGCCACACAUGCCAACUCCUCGGACCACCAGCUGUCCAUCCGUGACCUGCUCUCGACGCCUGCUCUCCGCCGCCCGGCCCUCCUCGUCACAGCCGUGCUCUCCCUGCAGCAAUUCUCCGGCGUCAACGCCGUCCUGUUCUACUCCACCCCCGUCCUCCUCGCUCUCUCUAGGCCAGGGGACACGAGCGCAGGCGCGAUCAGCAUUGCCAUUACCGUGGUGAACGCCAUCAUGACGCUCCCAGCCGUCUACCUCGUUGACCGCGUCGGCCGUCGUCAGCUCCUCCUGUGGUCGAUCAUCGGAAUGGGCUUUAUGAGCGUUCUCCUCGGCUACGGCCUGGACCAGUCGUACAAGGUGAUGAGCGCGGUCGCGAUCGUCGCGUUCAUCGCCUGCUUCGCCUUUGGGUACGGCCCGGUGCCGUUCCUGCUCAUCUCUGAGAUGGCGCCGCCGCAUGCCGUGCCUGCGCUGUCGUCGCUUGCGCUGAGUGCGUCGUGGAUCUCGAGCUUUAUUGUCGCGAUCGCCUUCCUGCCGCUGCGCGACUGGCUGUCGGUGCCCAAGGACCCACGGGACCCACAAAGUCCACGCACGGCAGAGGGAAGAGUGUUCUACGUCUUCACGGCAAUGUUGGCACUCUCUGCCAUUGUCGUCUGGCGCGGAGUGCCCAAGUGAGCUGUGCUCGCCGAGCGGCUGGGCACCGCACCGCGCGAGCUGAGUAAGAAGGCCUGCGGCCCGCUCAAGUCCGUUUCAGGUGGCGGUGGCAGUGGCAGAGGUGGCGGCUGUGGCUUGGCGGUGUUUGGGAUCAGUCUGUCACCUUUUUCAUCUCGCGAGCGCCAGCGCGAGUACGCGCUCGCGAGUCAUGUCCACACUCGUGUGACACGUUUCUUGUUGAUCGCCGAUGCGCAGCAGCUGUCGACCGGCUCUCGCGUCAUGGAACAACUGGUUCUUCCGGAUCGCUGACACGAGGAUAUCCAUUUCAAACUUGGUAGCAACAUGCAUUGUAUCGCGAGAC